Messenger RNA from Ectocarpus sp. CCAP 1310/34, 3506 nucleotides. The record is from the annotation of a GenBank genome assembly. Lineage: Eukaryota; Phaeophyceae; Ectocarpales; Ectocarpaceae.
UUCCGUUUAAUCCGAGCGGCGAGUUUCUUCGCAUCGAUCCAUCUUUGCAGGGCUCGGUGCUUGCCUGUGGUGUUUGGACGAGGAGGGUGCAGCACUCCCCCCCCGCGUCGCCCGCGGUUAUCUCCCUUCUCCCGCGAACGGUGCUUACUCGCGUGGUUUUUACGAAUCUCUCUGCUCCUCCAGCUUCGUGGGCCACGUUUUCCGCGACGGUGGUUACCAGGUGCAGUUUGCCGCUUUGCAUUGCUGCCGCGGGGACAAGGUCCACAUACACCUCUCGCCACUACCACCGUCUGUGCAUCCUCACCGCCACGCUGAGCCAGCGCGGCGGUGAGUUGCACCUUGGGACACCACCCACCUACUAUCUGUUGUGGCCUGGUUCGCCCGCGAGGGACUCACAAGGUCGAUUUCGGCCCCGGCCGGGGAGCAGGCCGGGGAGGGGAGGAGACGGAGGAGGGUGCCUUGCCGUCGGCCUACGGACCAGGAUGGUUGCGGAGGGCGAGCUUGUGCUGCUCGUCACGCUCACCAGGCACGGAAGCCGCGUGUCUGUGUGCCAACAGAAACACCAAAAUCUCUGUAUUGACCGCAUCAGAGCUUCGGAUGUGCCGCAGGUGCUCGGCAAGGGCAACUGCUUCGACGACGUCGAGCAGCUGUCGAAGAUGAGCAAGUCGAUGGCACAACCUACGUUCCACAAGUUCUGCCGUCACUUUGCGGCGGAGAUGUUCGACGAGCACAUCUACCUCCCGACCGGGACAUACCUGGACGAAGUUAUGGGAAUCUUUCACCAACUAGGGUGGACGGGAGCGUGUGGGUCCACGGAUGUCACCCACAUUGGCUGGAACAUGUGCCCCUUCACCCUUGGCCGUUCUUUCACGGGCAAGGAGGGGUUUCCAACCAUCGCCUACGAUGUUACGGUCGACCACGAUGGACGCGAUUUAGCGGUUACCAACGGCUUCACCGGUGCGACGAAUGACAAGACGAUCAUCCGGUACGACUCGGGAGUCAACAAGAUCAGAACAGCGAGCCAGUACACGGAACGGGAGUACAAACUUCGCAAGGCGAACGGCACCAAGCGAAUGCGCCGCGGAUGCUUCUUGAUCGUGGACAACGGGUACCACGAGUGGGUAACCCUCAUCGCCCCGUCCAAGUACCCGCAGCGCAACGAGGAUACAGCCUUCUCAAGGGAUCUUGAGAGUGUGCGAAAGGAUGUGGGGUGCUUCAGAAUCCUCAAGCUCCGCAUGCCAUACCAUAAACGAGAGUACGUCGACAACAUAUUCUUCACAUGCUGCAUCCUGCACAACAUGCUCCACACGUUCGACGGCCUGGACGUAUUCGAGGAAAACACGGACUGGACAGGCAGCGCCGGGCACCACGACGCCUGGGAGCAUGACCCGCUCACAGACUACACUUCUGUUGGGUCGAAGGGAGUGCUGCUGCCACCGAAGGAGGGGGAGAAGGCAGAGUGUGGGGAGGGGGGGCACGUGAGAAAGGAGCGGCACCCGGACCAUGCAGAGUUGAAGAGACAGCUAAUCGAGAGUUUUGCUUUUCGUAAGAAGAUCAACGACAUCACCUGGUUGUCGCGUCCCAAGUAAAGAGUUUAUGCAUGUGUUCGAAUUUGCCUUCAUCCCGACUCAGUGUCGUGGGGUUGUACGGUUGAACCGGAUGCGCAGAGCACAAACCAUGCAACCCCAUGGUGAUUGAAAGGUUGUUUUGUACGGAUAGGUCUAACGUUGUAGGUUACAUUUGGACACGACGUCGGCGGCGUUUUUCGUCUCUGUUUUUUGGGGCCUUUCGGGUAGGUAGUCGCUAAAAAAUAUAUAUCGAGGGAGCCAAGCAAGGCAUCGUCGCAGUUAAUGGCUGUUCAGGGCAUUUUUUGUUUCUUCUGUAACGGCACAAACCCCUUCGACGUUUUUGGCGCUAGAAGAGUCGUUCGCCUCACCAACGCUCGACAAAGUAUUCCUACCGUUGAUGCUUGGCCGAGCGGCGUUACAGCUAGAAAACAUUUCGAAACAUGUCUUGUUGCACUCACGCAGACACUGUUUGAAUUAGUACAGAUUUUUCACGCAUCCAGGCUCUUACCUAAAAAGGAAGCUCCCCCCCCUCCCCCCCCCCCGAAACUUGCACCAAGCUCACAUGGACGCUGUUGAAUUGGUCGAGAUUUUCACGCACCCGGGUUGUUGGUGACAAAUCCCCCCCCCCGCGCGAUGUUGGACCCUUCAUAUCCCUGCGUCAUGUCACGGCUAAACGACGAGGAAUCACGGCGAAAAGCACGAGAAAAACAGCCAGACAAAGUUAUAGCCACACAGACUCAGUUGCCUCCAACCCUGAUGUCGCCUGCCUCGGCGCCCGAUGCUCUCGCAACUGCCGUGGCAUCACCCGUUGCUGCUGCAUGGGCGAGCCCUACGUUGCCGCUGAAACCGGGCAAGCCCAAACCUCCAACGCCCGUUCCACCGCCGACCGAAGCGAUUGCAGCACCCGCUUCAGCAUCGCCAAUCACACUCGAAGGGGGGGCUGCGGCACAUGCGAGGUCAACGGGGGGAAGCGGCUCGACAGCUGCACAGGGCGGGAUAUCAUACAGACAUUCAAGAUCGGCCUCAAGCGCAAGAUAAUCCUCUGUCCCUUCCUUGCCCCGCUUCUCCCACAACUGAGCUUCCUCUCCUUCCCGUCUAUCGUCCGCAUGUGACGCUGACCCGCCGCCUCCUCCUCGUCGAGACGCCCUUUGGCCACGACCGCCUUGGUGAGCACCGCCACGCUCGCACAAAGCUCUCUUGCGGACUUGGAUUCCGGUUGGGGGGCUGUUUCGUUCUCCACCAACUUGCGUGUCCAGUCCUGCAUUUCCUUCUCCUUCUUCGCCUUCGAAUUCUGAGCAUGCACCUCUUUUUUUAAUUUUUCCCGGCUGGCGAAACCACCGAUGCCCCCGGCCCCAUCCAUCGUCUGAAGACCGCGCUUACCCAAGGGGCCGUUGCUGGUGUCGCUUGUCUCCUCGUCCGACGUCCUAGAGGGAGUCGGCGACGCAGAGUGGGCGCGACGCCCCUGCUUCCCGGGGCCGGUAGACAUGGCCACCUUGAGGUCAAUGUCCUCAUGCUUGCCCGCGGGACGGCAAAACAACGCGAAGACAAGGCUGUAACUGUGAACCUAUCCUGAUGGCCUCGUUAACUUAUCGUCGUCUUCGGCGUCCUCCGGUGCUUCCCCCCCCUCUCCCCGCUUCUCCUGCUUAAUGCUGGGGUGUUUUUCAGCCGCCAUGGUCAACGCCGCUCGUUUCACCAUCUAAUUGGGGCGAUCAGCCGAAUCCGUCGCGGUUUCAUACCCCAAGGCAACAAUCUUCGCUUCUAGCUCUGCUGCUCGAGUGUCUGGCGCCGGCGUCGACGCUACCUCGCCGUUGGCCCUUUGCUCAGCUUCCCACGCGGCCGUCUGGGAGGCCACCCACCUCACCGCGGCCGCGGACUCGACCGUAGUCGACGCGGCCGCGGACUCGACCGGAGAACCCCCUUCUUCGUCAUCUUUCGCCU